This is a messenger RNA of Sebastes umbrosus (honeycomb rockfish), 3301 nucleotides long. It is a transcript of the gene pacs2, whose product is annotated as phosphofurin acidic cluster sorting protein 2. The record is from RefSeq and is a predicted model, not a curated record. The transcript has 26 exons. Gene Ontology annotation, biological process: protein localization to plasma membrane. Bases 222 to 2939 code for a protein of 905 amino acids. NCBI's taxonomy places the organism in Eukaryota, Metazoa, Chordata, Actinopteri, Perciformes, Sebastidae. Gene Ontology annotation, molecular function: transmembrane transporter binding.
UCCUCACACACCGACAGCCGAACCUCCACCAGGACGGAGAAAUGAGCUCGUCCUCCGCCGUUCACAUCGCACUAACGUGAGCGUGUCACGGCUCUAUUUUAACGGACACUCAGCAGAAGACGACCCGCACCGGUCGGUGGUGAUAGGUACCCUCCUCCUCCUCCUCCUCCUCCUCCUCCAGCUCGGUGUCGGACCGUCCCAGCCGCAGCACCGGACGGACCAUGGCGGAGAGAAGCGGCCGGCUGAGCUUCGCCGGCAGCGGGGCUCUCAACAGACCGGUACCCAUGAACCUGUUCGCCACCUGGGAGAUAGAUGGAUCCUCUCCGAACUGCAUCCCCAGAUUGUGCAGUCUGACCCUGAAGAAGCUGGUUGUGAUGAGGGAACUCGAUAAAGAGCUCAUCUCUGUGGUGAUAGCGGUUAAAAUCCAGGGCUCCAAACGUGUCUUGAGGUCCCAUGAGAUAGUGCUGCCACCCAGUGGGUCUGUGGAGACGGAUCUGGCUCUCACCUUCUCUCUGCAGUACCCUCACUUCUUAAAACGAGAAGGAAACAAGCUGCAGAUCAUGCUGCAGAGGCGGAAGAGAUACAAGAACCGAACUAUCCUGGGCUACAAGACUCUGGCGGUGGGAUCCAUCGAUAUGGCCGAGGUGAUGCAGCACCCGACAGAGGGAGGUCAGGUUCUUCCUCUGUGCAGCAACCAGAAGGAGCUGCUGGGGAAGGUGGCCGAGAUCUGGAUCUUCUCCCUGUCCAGUCAGCCAAUAGACCACGAGGACGCGGCCCUGCAGGGAGGACAGAAGAUCAAAUGCUCCGAUAACUACUCAGAGGAAGAGUAUGAGAGCUUCUCCUCAGAGCAGGAGGCCAGCGACGAUGCCGUCCAGGUACAGGAUCUGGAGGAUGACGAGUACGAUGUGAGGAAGCCAAAGAAGCAGAGGAGGUCUAUUGUGAGGACGCCUUCCAUCACCAGACAGCAGAACUUUAAGCAGCGCGUGGUGGCUCUCCUGAAGCGCUUCAGAGUCUCAGACGAGGUGCUGGACUCGGAGCAGGACCCUGCAGAGCCGCCCCCUGAGGUGGAAGAGGAGGACCUGGACCUGGACAGCGUAGAGUUUGAGAACCCGAGCGACAGCGGCCCGGAGCUGGAUGACGACGACAGCGUCCUCAGCACACCAAAACCCAAACUCAAGCCAUAUUUCGAGGGUCUCUCCCUCUCCAGCUCUCAAACUGAGAUCGGCAGCAUCCACAGCAUCCGGAGCCACCGAGAGCCUCCGAGCCCGAUUGACCCAGAUAAAACCAAGAGCGGAGGGGCCAAAUUUCCAGAUGACGGUGUGUCUGAUAACGUCUCCUAUGAGCAGCCAGAGGCGGUGACUCCGACCACGGAGCUGGAGAUGGACAACAUGGACACGUUUCUAGAGAGACUGCCACCGAGUGGCAAAAUGACCAAGACAGAGUCCCUCAUCAUCUCAUCCAACAGGCAGGAACCGAAGUUGGCAGGGAGGCGAGGAAGGAGCACGUCACUGAAGGAGCGCCAGCCCAGCAGGCCGCAGAACGAGAGGGCCAACAGCCUGGACAACGGACGGUCCCUGGACACGCGCUGCCACCUACAGAUCCCAAGAAAGACGGUGUACGACCAACUGAACCACAUCCUGGUGUCUGAUACCCAGCUCCCUGACAGCAUCAUCCUCAUCAACACGUCAGACUGGCAGGGCCAGUAUCUUUCAGAUAUGCUGCAAAACCACCAUCUACCAGUGGUCUGCACCUGCACCACGGCCGACAUCCAGGCUGCAUUCAACACCAUCGUGUCCCGCAUACAGAGAUUUUGCAACUGUAACUCCCAGACGCCCAUUCCCAUAAAGAUCGCCGUGGCCGGAGCGCAGCACUACCUCAGCGCUGUUCUGAGGCUUUUUGUGGACCACCUUUCCCAUAAGACGCCAGACUGGCUCGGCUACAUGAGGUUCCUCAUCAUCCCUCUAGGUGCACAUCCUGUCUCCAAAUAUCUCGGCACUAUUGACUAUCGGUACAACAGUUUGUUCCAGGACGCUGCUUGGAGGGAGCUGUUCCACAAGCCAGAGGCUCCUGUUAUUGCCCAGGAGAACCCAGACGUGGUGUCGAGGGUCACUCAGUACAUGGUGGGAGCUAACGGAGCUCACCAGCUUCCCAUCGCAGAGGCCAUGCUCACCUAUAAACAGAAAAGGAAAAAGAGCUUUCAUUUUGAUUUUGCAGUAAGUCUCUCUGUUUCUUCCCUGGGGGGGCGAUGGCAGGUCUCUUCAAGCCCGGAUGAGGACUCAUGUCAGAAGUUCAUCCCUUUCAUUGGAAUGGUGAAAGUUGGCCUCGUGGAGCAAACAUCUGCAACGUCAGGAGACUCUGAUGACGCAGCACCUCUGGGCUCCUCGCUGCUCUCCUCCACCCCUCCACAAGUAUCCCCCGCCCUCAAAGAGGCGUCGCCCACCCCACCCUCCUCUCCCUCCGUCACCACCAGCUUCUGUGCUUACAGUUCUGUAGGUCCGUCGGAGCUGAUGGGUCUCCAGGUGGACUACUGGGUGGCUCAGACAGAAAGGAAGAAAGACAUGGAGAAGCGGGACUCCUCCUCCAAAAACACUCUGAAGUGCAAUUUCCGCUCGCUGCAGGUCAGCCGGCUGCCACUGGGGGGCGCAGAGCCGAGCACCCAGCCCACCAUGUCCAUGACUGUGGUGACCAAGGAGAAGAAUAAGAAGGUCAUGUUCCUGCCAAAAAAGAGCAAAGACAAGGAGGUGGAGUCGAAGAGUCAAGUGAUCGAGGGCAUCAGCCGGCUCAUCUGCACUGCCAAGCACCAGCAGACCAUGCUGAGAGUACUGAUUGACGGCGUCGAAUGGAACGACGUCAAGUUUUUCCAGCUGGCAGCUCAGUGGUCCUCACACGUCAAACACUUCCCCAUCGGGAUCUUUGGACACACUAAAGGCCCUUACUAGCAGCACCUAAGAGACUGAAACACUGAGGACAGUCCCAUCCUAUCCUCCCUUUCCCCUGUGCCAACAGAUUUUAACCCCUUCCGCCUCCCUACUCCCACCACCCCCUGCACACUUCUUCUGUUCUGCCGUCUUAAUUUAAGCUCCAGCUUCCACCUGUUGCAUUCGUCCUUUUAUUUAAUCUUUUGCUUGUUCUUUUUUUAAUUUUCUAUUUAUGUAAAAAAAAAAACGUCUCGAGGCAAAGCUGCCAAGGGAAAUAUUUCUUUACUCAGCUUUUUAAAAGAAAAGAAAUCCUGCUGAUGUUUUAUAGACUUUUGAGAAAAAAAUGAAUAAAAUAAUAAUUAGACUUCUAAUCUUUAACAUAC